AUGCAGCUUGUCACUGCGUUGCUGCUGUUGCUGGGCCUAUCAAGCAUUGCACCAGACACCCCCGCAGCGCUCGAGGAGUGCGUGGUCGAAGACGGCUUCGACUACGUGGGCAACGACAUGUUCGGAGUCGCGUCCGCGGACGCCUCUGACUGCUGCCAGCAAUGCGAGAGCUACGCGGACCAGGGCUGCAGAGCCUUCUCGUGGACGAGCUUCCAAGGCGGCACCUGCUGGCUCAAGACAGGACGGGGCUCCAUCGCAGUCGACGUCAACGUCAAGUCCGGCACGAUCCCCACGUUCCGCUUCACGGAGACGUGCGUCCUCGAGCACGGAAUCGCCUAUGAAGGGCGGGACCUCGCCAACGUGAAAGCUAACAACGCUGCGGAUUGCUGCGGCAUCUGCGAGCAGUUCCCGGGCUGCAGAGCGUUCACGUUCACAACGUUCAGUGGAGGCACCUGCUGGCUGAAAAGCGGCAAGGGGAACAUGGUAGUGGACCCCACCGCCAUCUCCUCGCAGCCCUACGUAGAGCAGCCCACGUGUGGCCUUGAGUUCGACAUUGACUAUGUGGGGAACGACAUCGGGAGUGCUCGGGCGGCUGAGGCGAAGCAGUGCUGCUCGCUUUGCGAGGCGUUCGGUGGCUGUCGAGCGUUCACGUGGAGCGACUACCAAGGAGGCACGUGCUGGUUCAAGAACCGCAAGGACGCCGUGAGCUGGGAGCUUGGCGUCCAGUCUGGACAGGUUUUCUCCAACCCCGCAGCACCGAGCUGUGCGCUGGAGUUCUAUGCGGAGUACACUGGUAAAGAUAUCGCCAACGUAUCGAGUGACAACCCGUACAGCUGCUGCUCUGCAUGCAUGAAGACGGUGGGCUGCGGAGCCUUUUCGUGGUCGGAAGAGGGAGGCGGACUUUGCUACCUAAAGAGCUCGAAAGGAGACGCACAAGACUCGGACAACUUCUUCUCGUCGGUAGUGUAG
Molecule: messenger RNA, 969 nt
Organism: Phytophthora sojae
Lineage: Eukaryota; Oomycota; Peronosporomycetes; Peronosporales; Peronosporaceae
Exons: 1
Coding region: 1-969 (322 amino acids)
Biological process (GO): proteolysis
Cellular component (GO): extracellular region
Molecular function (GO): protein binding
Source: RefSeq, a predicted model, not a curated record